Messenger RNA from Zingiber officinale, 1615 nucleotides. RefSeq names its product glucan endo-1,3-beta-glucosidase 11-like. The record is from RefSeq and is a predicted model, not a curated record. Lineage: Eukaryota; Viridiplantae; Streptophyta; Magnoliopsida; Zingiberales; Zingiberaceae. Gene Ontology annotation, molecular function: hydrolase activity, hydrolyzing O-glycosyl compounds. The transcript has 3 exons. Bases 201 to 1406 code for a protein of 401 amino acids. Gene Ontology annotation, biological process: carbohydrate metabolic process. Gene Ontology annotation, cellular component: plasma membrane.
UCUGUUACUUCCUUGGUCUAAGGUGAACGGCCGCGUGGUUUACAGAGCACCUGGGUGGAAAAGAAGGCUGCGUUAGUCGAUUGCGUGUCAAGCACUACCAACUUAGCGAAUAGCAUAUAAAAUCUUCAUCGUUGCCCAACUAAAGAACUACUACCUGCUUAAGUACUCGACAAACUCCCACACAACCGGAGUCAAGAAGAAUGAGUGACUCAAUGUUCUUCAAAUCGAGGAUGGUUUUGACUGUUGCUAUGCUCACGAGCAUCUUUUCCUCAGAUUUUGGCCUCUUCCGGCUUGGCUCCAGCCUCGGCAUUAACUACGGUCAAGUUGCCAACAAUUUACCGAGUCCGGAACAAGUUUUGAUGUUGUUGAAGUCGUUGAAGGUGAACAACACGAGGAUCUAUGACACCAACCCUCAAGUGCUCACGGCCUUCGCAAACACCGGCAUCGACAUCAUCGUCAUGGUGCCGAACGAGGCGAUUCGCCAGCUGAUGGACCCUCAGCUGGCGCUGCAAUGGGUAGCCGACAACGUGCAGCCCUACUUCCCGGCCACCAAGAUCACCGGAAUUGCAGUGGGGAACGAGGUGUUCACCAGCGACGACGCGGCGGCGAUGUCCGACCUCGCCCCGGCCAUGGCCAGCAUCCGCGCCGCGCUCGUCCAGAUCGGCCUCGGCGAUCAAAUCCACGUCUCCAGUGCCAACUCCCUGGCGGUGUUGGAGAGCUCGUACCCGCCGUCGUCCGGGGCGUUCAAGGCGGAGCUAGCCGGCACUAUGGCGCCGUUCUUGCAGUUCCUGGCUGCCACGAAGGCGCCCUUCUGGGUCAACGCCUACCCGUACUUCGCGUACAAGGACGACCCGUCGGGGAUUCCGCUGGACUACGUUUUGUUCAACCCCAACGGCGGGAUGGAGGAUCCCCAGACGCAGCUGCGCUACGACAACAUGCUGUACGCGCAGGUCGACGCGGCGAUCUUCGCGCUCGAGCGGUUAGGGUACGGAGGAGUGGAGGUGCGCGUUGCGGAGACCGGGUGGCCGUCGAAGGGCGACGCCGACGAGGUAGGGGCGAGCACUGAGAACGCGCGGUUGUACAACAGGAACCUGCUGGUGAGGCAGAUGGCGAACGAAGGGACGCCGAGGGUGCCCAACCGGAGGCUCGAGGUCUACCUGUUCGCGAUGUUCAACGAGGAUUUGAAGCCCGGUCCGACGUCGGAGAGAAACUACGGGCUCUUCCACCCCGACGGCACCAUGGCAUACAACCUCGGACUGGCGGCGCCGCUUUCGGCGUCUUCCACUGCUUCCCUCUCCCUCACCUCCUCUGCGGCAAAGGAAACGAGCAGGAUAUUUGGCUGCCACUGGAGCUGCAUCACUGUGGUCCUAUUACUAUUCUCUUGGACAGUGCAAGUUAAGCUUUAAUUUGGUCAGCAGCGCAAUGAGGAAAAGCUUGAACUAGCAAGGACAAUUCCAUGCACCAUUCUUUUUCAGCUCCUUUGGUGGGGGUUGAGUUCCUCGCAUUCUUUGCAUGCCUAUUAAAUAGGGGAGUACUUAGAUUCCCUGCAUGGGCAAUAGCUUAAUGACAAAUGAGCGAUGUACAGAAUUAGAUAGCAAAACUUUGAACUUAUGUA